Messenger RNA from Sander lucioperca (pikeperch), 3447 nucleotides. RefSeq names its product nuclear prelamin A recognition factor (gene narf). NCBI's taxonomy places the organism in Eukaryota, Metazoa, Chordata, Actinopteri, Perciformes, Percidae. The record is from RefSeq and is a predicted model, not a curated record. Gene Ontology annotation, cellular component: lamin filament. The coding region runs from base 543 to 1922 and encodes 459 amino acids. The transcript is spliced from 11 exons. Gene Ontology annotation, molecular function: lamin binding.
AUUAGCUAACGUCACAAAUGAUUAAUGUUUUCAACACUGGUUUUGAACUAACGUUAGUCGGGGCUGAAGUGAGCACGAGCUAUAAUAAAAUAUCCCCCCCCCCCGCCCCAGAAUCAGCAUUUUUCGUAUUUUACAUCAUGGGAGUGUGACAUGUUGUAUUCAUAAUAUAUGAGGGUUUUCACAGGAUGAUAGCUCCUGUGUGUAAUGUAUUUUAAUAGCUUUUGUGGCUGUUUUUGUUGGCACUGUGUAUACAAUUAACACGAGACAUUUAAAUGUAAUUACAGGAUACUAGUUUGUGUUCAUUGCCAGUUUCCCACCAUUACAGAGCUGUUGUGUUUAUGAUAAGAGGGCUGCCUGUGAUAGGAUAGCGGGACAGUCAGAGAAGGGUGGAGUUGACAUCACAUCACACAGCAGCAGGCUGCAGACACAGUCAUCAUGCCAGAGCUUCAGGAGGAACAAGCUGUGAGGAAAUGAUCAACAAUGAGAAGCUAAUGGUGCUGUGAUCUAUAUUAACCUCAAUUUACAGAUAACCACCAAGGAAAAUGUCAGAGGUCAAUGUGCCGAAGCGAAACGAGAAGUGUGAGAACUGCACCAAACAGUGCAACAAGAAACAGAGUGAUGAAGGUGCCAACUCCCACCAGGAGAGAGAUAAAGUCAACGGACAGGAGCAUGAAGGAUCCCAGUUGCUGCUGAGUGCCUGCCUGUCCUGUGAUGGCUGUCUAUCAGAGGAGGAGAGCCUAAAGAUCUCCCAGCAGAGUCUGGAGGAAGUGGAGCGGGUUCUGGCACUCAAUAAGAAGUGUGACGUGUCGAAGCACAAGGUACUGGUAGCGUCGGUGUGUCCACAGUCUCUGCCUUUCUUUGCUGUCAAGUUUGGCCUGGACAUCACUGAGGCUGCCCACAAACUCUGUGCCUUCCUCAAGAGUUUAGGAGUGCAGUAUGUGUUCGACACCACUCUGGCAGCAGGCUUCAGCAUCUUAGAGAGUCAGAAGGAGUUUAUUCAGAGGUUUCGCAGGAGGCACCACGACUCCAACGCCUUGCCCAUGUUCACCUCCUCCUGCCCAGGGUGGAUCCGCUAUUCAGAGCGUGUCCUGGGCAGUUUGGUCACCCCUCAUAUCUGCACAGCCAGGUCUCCUCAGCAGAUCAUGGGCUGUCUGGUCAAAGACUACUUCUCUAAACAGCAGAAGCUGAGUCCAGAGAAAGUCUACCACGUGUUUGUGGCUCCCUGCUUUGAUAAGAAGCUGGAGGCUGUCAGAGAGGAGUUUUACAACAGCCUGCUGGAGACCAGAGAUGUGGACUGUGUCCUCACCUCAGGGGAGAUCUUUUACCUGAUGGAGCAGAGGAAGGUUUCAGUGGAGGAGCUGGACUCAGUUCCACUGGACCAUGUGCUGGGAGAGACUGGAGGCGCGGCGCUGGUGAGGCACGAGGGCCGAGGUUCUGAAGGCUUCCUGGAACACGUCUUCAAACAUGCUGCCAAAGAGCUCUUUGGUCUGGACGUCCAUGAGAUCACAUACAAGACCCUCAGGAACCGGGACUUCCAGGAAGUGACUCUGGAGCGGGACGGGGAAACUCUGCUGCAGUUUGCUGCUGUUUACGGCUUCAGGAACAUCCAGACUCUGGUUCACCGAAUGAGGAAGGGGCGUGUGCCUUACCAACUGGUGGAGGUGCUGUCCUGCCCAGGAGGGUGCUUGAGCGGCCGCGGUCAGGCAGCCAGCGACGCGGAAGGCCGGCUGGAUAAAGCCCUGGUCCAGCAGAUGGAGGAGGCCUACAGCAGCCUGCCGGUCCGUCUCCCGGAGGUCAACCCCACCCUGCACACCCUCUAUCAGGACUGGCUGCAGGGCCAGGACUCCCCGCAGGCCGGCACACUCCUGCACACCCAGUACAGAAGUCCGAUCCACACACAGCCCCCACACAUGCAGUGGUGAGGGGAAACAGCCUGUUUUACUUUGAAGACAUGAUGGGGGGGGUUGUCUCUGGUUGAUUCUGAUUCUGCUUGGACCAUCUCAUCAUUCAUGCUGGCUACAUGAAGGACAAGCCAAGGGCCAGGCUGCACUUCGGACCCCCCCCCCCCCCCCAGUAUCAAUUGGUGCAGUUCUUCCGUUAAGCCACAGGGGGGUGAUGUCUGUCUAUUUAACACUGGUGGAUCCCCUGUGCCAAACCCUGAGGCUGAGGAGAAAUGAAGAUCCAGAUUCCAGAAAAGCACACAGGUCUACAUUAUAUGCGGAGCGAAGCAGUGAUGUCACUAAGCUGUGGCUAAUAGUUAACAAAAAAAUAGGUACAGGAUCAGGUGGUGGCUUGAUCUGCGAGCUGUUGUGAGAAAUGAGGAGGUCUGUAGCAAGUGGAACUACUUGUGUCAUCUUAAAGGCAGGGUUGGUAAUGGUGAAAAACGAGCAAGAUUUAGGGCUCCGUCUAACCCCUCCCCCUGCUCUUGGCGCUGCUUCAGAGCAGAGCGGAGAAAGCACCGCAAGUUUACUAUUCAAAACUACUUCAUGUCUCACUCACCUAGUCUAUAUUCACGACGUUCCACUUCGGGGAUUGCCCCGGUGCUGCCGGAAAUUCCGCCGGAUCACAAACAUAUAAGAAGCUUUUGACACAACUGAAACUCGUGAACUGAACCUGUGCAUAACUGAAUGUUCAUUUGAGGAGUCUAAUGUAUUCCGAAUCUAAACUGUCCAAUCAUGAAAGAUGUUUGUUGUACUUUGUGUUGAAGUUGUCCCCACUGUUCCUUGCUGGAAGACAAGACCACGUGUUCUCAUACACAUCAAUAAUAACUAUGCAACAGUGGGAUGGUCUUAUCCUAACAGUCAAUGAAGCUGCUGUGGUUUCAAGAGCUUAAAGGCCUUUUCAAUAACACUAAGUUAGUAUUUGCUUAUGUGUGAACUACCAGCCCAGUGUUUGGUCAAUCCGUCCCAGUGAAGAAUCACGGUCAUUAUUUUUUUUUAAUGGUACAAGAGGAUUUGAUUUGUAUUAUCACUUUGUUCCCAUUCCACAACCUAGUAUUUUUAAGUUAUAUGUUGUUUUUGUUCCUUGUUUGACACGGUCAAACAUACAUCAUACGUCACAUGUUGGGCGCUAAAAUAUUCUGACAAACAAAGUCUCAUUUAAAUGCCUCUGUGGAUGAUGUCAUUGUUCACUGAACGGCCUCUGCCUCCUGUAGAGUUCAAAGAUUUAAACGCCGCUGCCUGCUGGUAAUCCACAAAACACACUUAAGAGUUUUUAAUGUUAAAGUUCUAAUGAAAACGUCUGAAAUAGAGGUCUGCGGAUGGUCCAGCAAAUUUUCAUUGUAUUUGGAUACAACCUUAGCAAAAUGAUCCAAAACUAUUUACAUAUCUCAAUACGACUAGACGUAAGUGAGUACAUUUGUUUUUGUCUUUUGACUGGAUUAAACCUUCAAAGGUGCUGUAUGUGUACAGUGUGUGUAGCGCUAAAACAAUCAAUCAGUUCAUUGAU